Aspergillus aculeatinus CBS 121060 is the source of this 2972-nucleotide messenger RNA. RefSeq names its product acetyl-CoA synthetase-like protein. Lineage: Eukaryota; Fungi; Ascomycota; Eurotiomycetes; Eurotiales; Aspergillaceae. Gene Ontology annotation, molecular function: CoA-ligase activity; phosphopantetheine binding. Gene Ontology annotation, biological process: secondary metabolic process; biosynthetic process. The transcript is spliced from 2 exons. The record is from RefSeq and is a predicted model, not a curated record. Bases 258 to 2972 code for a protein of 904 amino acids.
AACUGUUCGAGAAGUGCCGAGGUUACAUAAGGCAUGCGCCGGUAGUUGAUUAGGGCUUGGAAGAAUGCUGCUGCGUUUCCGAAAGGGAAAACUCCAUCGUCACCACCACUGUCACGAUCAAAGACUCGUUAUGACCCGAAACCAGAUAAAUACCUUUCUUGAGAGUGUUAGUAUGCCCUCAUGAUCUUCACACCCUCUCACAGAACGAUAGCCCACACAACGUAUACUUCGUAAUAGUUCACCUGGUCCCGCUUACAAUGCAGUCACUAUUCUCAGUUCUCGAAGAUGCAGCACACUUUCACAGCGAUCGAGGGAUCGUAUUCUACCCCGAUGGGGUAUGCAACAGCGAGAAGGCGACCCGGAUUACCUACCGAGAGCUCCACCGUCAGGCGUCGACCAACAGCACAAAGAUUCGGCAACGGAAUGGCUAUGCGCCCGGCCAGAUAGUCCUACUGCAUCUGGGUCCGAACAACCAUCUCGACACAAUCAUCUGGUUCUGGUCCCUCAUCUAUGCCAACUGCAUACCAGCCAUGUCUACCCCUUUCCCACAAGAUCAGGGUCUUCGCCUGAACCACUUGCACCACUUGCAGAAAUUAUUGCAAGAUCCAGUUUGCCUCACCAGACAGGCCCUUAUAGACGAGUUCCCAACCGAUCUCACAAUUCCGCUCGAGACCAUUGAACAAUUCCAAGAUAUCGGCACCGAGUCACCGACCGAAGCCGCAAGUUCGGCUCCAACAAGCGAAGCCCCAUCUGACAUCGCCAUCCUAAUGCUCACAUCCGGCAGCACAGGCCCAUGCAAAGCCGUGGGUCUAACGCACCAACAGAUCCUCUGCUCCCUGAAGGGUAAAUGCGCUGCGCUACCCUUACGGACUAAACAAAGUGCCUUCCUCAACUGGAUCAGCCUAGACCACGUCGGAAGUUUGAUCGAGAUCCAUCUCCACGCGCUGUUCGUUGGCGUCGAUCAAGCGCAUGUGUCCCCAAGCGAUGUGAUUCAAUCCCCGCUGUGGUUCUUGAAGCUCCUAGAGCAACAUCAAGUCGCAAGGACGUUUGCACCGAACUUCUUCCUGGCGAUGCUGGCACGCACGCUAGAUGCGACCGCAGCGGGAAGCGCCACGUUCUUCGACCUCCAGCACCUGCAGUAUAUCGUAAGCGGCGGCGAAGCGAAUGGGGUGGGUGUUUGUGCCCGGUUGAGCGCGUAUCUCUCCCGCUGCGGGGCGGCGGAGAUCUGCAUCGUGCCGGGGUUCGGCAUGACGGAGACUUGCGCGGGGUGUAUUUACAACCUAGGGUUUCCGGGGUAUGAUCAGCGGCACGGGUACGAGUUCGCGUCCCUGGGCUCGUGCAUCCCCGGGGUCGAGAUGAGGAUUGAGUCCGCCGUACCGGGGGAGGUUGGUGAUCUGGAGGUGAGGGGGCCUAUUGUCUUCGCAGGGUAUUUCAACAAUCCCGAAGCGACGGCGGAGGCCUUCCAGCCUGACGGGUGGUUUCGGACGGGAGACACGGCGUUCCUGGAUGCAAACGGGUACCUCAACCUCGCUGGGCGGACAAAUGACCUGAUCUCCAUCAACGGGGUCAAGCAUAAUGCGUUAGCACUUGAGCUCGGCUUGAACGAAGCGCAACUCCCCGGAGUGAUUCCGGGUGAGGUGGUGUGCUUUGCGCAUCGCGGCCCGGGGGUGGACACUGAGCAGGUAUAUGUUGUCUACGCGCACAGCUACAGCUCGCACGACGCGAGGGCGCGUUAUGAGACGCUGACGGCAAUCAGCCACAAGGUCUCGCUCAUGACCAACACAAAGCCGUGCGUCCUCCCUCUACCUGCCCUCGAGCGAUCAUCGCUGGGGAAGGUAUCCCGGUCGAAGCUGCGAUCCCAGAUCGCCUCGGGGGUGUAUACGAGGGAGCACGAGCUGGACGCAGCGCUUCUCCAAGCCCAUCGACAAGCCACGUAUUGUCCUCCCAGAACCGAAACGGAGAAGACCGUCAUCCGAAUCCUUUCGAACAUCAUCCCGGAUACCCACCCCGACAAUCUGGGUGCCACCGCCAACCUCUUCGAGCUGGGUCUCACCUCUCUAAUCCUCGUCCAAAUCCAACGCCAACUACAAGAUCAACUUUCGCUGGACGAGCCCCUCCCCUUGGCUACUAUCAUGGCCCAUCCCACGGUCCAGGACCUCGCUACAGCCCGCGAACGAGCCACCACACACGAAUAUAACCCGGUGGUGACCCUGCAGCCGCACGGCGCCAAGCCCCCGCUCUGGCUCAUCCACCCCGCCGCGGGCGAAGCCCUCGUCUUCCUCAACCUCGCCCACCUCAUCCGCGACCGCCCAGUCUACGCCUUCCGAGCGCGCGGCUUCCAUCGCGAGGAACCCUUCUUCACGAGCCUGGACGAGUGUGUCACAAUUUACCACGCCGCAAUGAAGAGACUCCAGCCCGAGGGCCCCUACGCGAUCCUCGGGUACUCGUACGGCGCGAUGGUCGCCUUCGAGCUGGCCAAGACCCUCGAGGCCGAGGGCAGUGAGGUGCGGUUCCUGGCGAGUCUCAACCGGCCGCCGUAUGUGAGUCCGCGCCUGCGCCAGGUGCAGUGGCCGGAAUGUUUGGUGAACAUUGCCUUCUUCCUUAGGAUCCUGGAGGAGGCUGUCGAAAUCGUGCUUCCUCAUGUCGAUCAUACUCGGAUGGUUGAAUUAGGGCUGGAUGACAGGAGUCUUGCGAGGUGGAUUGACGUGGCGUUUAGCCUACAGGAGAUUGGCAGGGAGUAUCGGCCGGGCGGGACGGUGGCGCAUAUAGAUGUUUUUCACUGCGAGCCCUUGGACUUCUUGAAUGUGGGUAAAGAGGAGGGGUUGCGGCGGCUGGCGGCUUGGGAGGAGUUUGAAAGGGAGGAGAGCGAGUACUAUGAAGUUCCGGCCGAGCAUCACUCGGUUUUAGGAGUAGCACAUGUUCAGCGAUUCUUUGUUAGGCUGGUCGAGGCCCUGGCUGCACGUGGGGUUUAG